This is a messenger RNA of Sorex fumeus (smoky shrew), 864 nucleotides long. Its product is annotated as charged multivesicular body protein 1a-like. The record is from RefSeq and is a predicted model, not a curated record. Gene Ontology annotation, biological process: endosome transport via multivesicular body sorting pathway; protein transport; late endosome to vacuole transport. Bases 3 to 593 code for a protein of 196 amino acids. NCBI's taxonomy places the organism in Eukaryota, Metazoa, Chordata, Mammalia, Eulipotyphla, Soricidae. The transcript has a single exon. Gene Ontology annotation, cellular component: ESCRT III complex; multivesicular body.
CCAUGGACGACAUCCUCUUCCAGCUGAAGUUCACCGCGAAGCAGCUAGAGAAGCUGGCCAAGAAGGCGGAGAAGGACUCCAAGGCUGAACAGGCCAAAGUGAAGAAGGCCCUGCAGCAGAAGAAUGUGGAAUGUGCAAGAGUGUAUGCUGAGAAUGCCAUCCGCAAGAAGAACGAAGGCGUGAACUGGCUCCGCAUGGCAUCCCGGGUGGAUGCUGUGGCCUCCAAAGUGCAGACAGCUGUGACCAUGAAGGGGGUGACCAAGAACAUGGCCCAGGUGACCAAAGCCCUGGACAAAGCCUUGAGUGCCAUGGACCUGCAGAAGGUCUCUGCGGUGAUGGACAGGUUUGAACAGCAGGUGCAGAACCUGGAUGUGCACACUUUGGUGAUGAAAGACUCCAUGAGCUCAGCCACCACACUGACUACAACACAGGAGCAAGUGGACAGCCUCAUUGUGCAGAUCGCUGAGGAGAAUGGCCUUGAGGUCCUAGACCAGCUGAGCCAGCUGCCCGAGGGCGCCUCAGCCGUGGGCGAGAGCUCCGUGCGCAGCCAGGAGGACCAGUUGUCAAGGAGGCUGGCCACCCUGAGGAACUAGGCCGCCGUCCACCUGGAGGGGAGGAGUGCGGCCCCCCCUGCCUUUCUGCUGACCGUGGCCUUGCUGCUCUCUGCCCGCCUGCCAGCCUGGAGCCCUGCUAUGUGCCCGCAGUGGGCACCUGUCUCUGUGACUACACAAACUUCUGACAUCUCUGGGUAAUUCCCAUGUCUCUGGGCCGGCCAGCUGUGCACGUACAGACCCCUGUCUCCUGACCCUAGGCAUGGACAGGAGCUGGCCAGCGGACGCCUAUAGAUCCGUGUGUGUGCAGUGU